AAAACAUUAUCCUCAUCGUCUGUUCCUGCUAAUAAACGUCAAGUUGUGCAAGAUGCCUGCGAGACCUCGUGGAGGCAGGCCCACGCUGGGCCAUGGACUGGAUAAGGAAAUUUACCAAAUCGUUCGCAAAUUUAUUGAUGAGCAGUCCCAGUAUGACGAUGGCCGAGGAUUUCGCCUUACCUCGUCGACAGUAUAUGAUCGCAUAAAACGGUCAAACUCGAGUCUUAAUCGCAAAAGCAAGAAGCUUCUCGAGGACAGCAUAGAACGGGUUAUUGCCGUGAUUAAGGAAGAGACAGCCGAUGACGACCCGGGCUCUAUUGAUGGAGAAUUUGACGGCCUUGAAGAUCCUGAGCCGGAGCCGGAGCAGGAACCAAAUUCCAUGAACAAGAGUAUCGUAGCAAUGUGGGGAUCCUCGAAACCUCAAUCUGAAGCCGCAUCUCCCGCGCCAGGCCAGACACCUCCGUCAGCAUCAUCGAAGAAGCGCGAACGACAAACAAAUGGCGAACCGCUUAAGAAGAAGCGCCGAGUACCUGCGCCGGCAGAGACCGUCGACCGUUCGCCCCCUACGCAUGUCAGUCUCGCAGACUUUGGCGGCGUAGACUCGAUUAUCCAAGACCUUGAAGACCUGCUUGUUCUUCCGCUAUUACGACCUCAGAUCUAUAGCGCAUCAAAGAUUCAGCCUCCUCGGGGUAUUCUUCUGCAUGGUCCGCCGGGAUGCGGUAAGACCAUGAUCGCGAACGCCUUUGCUUCUGAAAUUGGUAUUCCGUUCAUUCCAAUCUCAGCCCCGUCCAUUGUGUCGGGCAUGUCGGGAGAGUCGGAGAAGCAGCUCCGCGAGUUCUUUGAAGAAGCCAAGAGAAUGGCUCCAUGUCUCAUGUUUAUCGACGAAAUCGACGCCAUCACGCCGAAACGUGAAAGCGCCCAGCGUGAAAUGGAAAAGCGCAUCGUGGCACAGCUGCUCACAUGCAUGGAUGACCUAGCGCUCGAAAAGACUGACGGAAAAGCCGUCAUCGUGCUGGCUGCUACAAACCGCCCAGAUGCUCUCGAUCCCGCCCUCCGACGAGGAGGUCGAUUCGACAAGGAAAUAAACCUGAGCGUUCCAAAUGAGGCUCAUCGUGAGCAGAUUCUUCGUGCGCUUACGCGCGACAUGCGUCUCCAUGGCGACUUUGAUUUCCGUCGACUUGCCAAGAUGACGCCCGGAUUUGUUGGCGCAGAUCUAAACGACCUGGUCGCAACGGCUGGUUCUGCAGCUAUCAAGCGCUACUUGGAUCUGCUCAAGUCCAGCGCCCAUACACAUGCACUUGCACUCGAAAAUGGAAACGACAUGGAACUCGAUGACCCUCCUGUCUCGACUGCCGUGGUUCCCGCCGCCACCACCACCACGACUGGCCCCGUCGACGACGAAGGUGCUCCCAUUGUCCCCCUCAAAGUGCGAGAGCUCCGCGAAAUCAUCGCCCAGGCUAAAGAACCCUUCGCCGCCGCCAACGACGCCGUAUCCAUCACUCACGAGGACUUCCUCAAUGCUCUCCCCAAAAUCCAGCCCUCGUCGAAACGUGAAGGCUUCGCCACCGUGCCCGAUACUACCUGGGAGGAUAUUGGCGCGCUCCAGGCCAUCCGGGAAGAACUCCAGACCGCCAUCGUCGAGCCCAUCCGCAACCCCGAAAUGUACGAACAAGUCGGCAUUACCGCUCCUGCCGGUGUUUUGCUCUGGGGCCCACCAGGUUGCGGUAAGACGCUCCUCGCGCGAGCUGUCGCCAAUGAGUCCAAAGCAAACUUUAUCAGCGUCAAAGGUCCAGAAUUACUCAACAAGUACGUCGGCGAGUCCGAGCGGUCCGUGCGCCAGGUCUUCGUCCGCGCCCGCUCGUCCAUUCCCUGCGUCAUCUUCUUCGACGAACUCGACGCCCUCGUCCCGCGCCGUGACGAAUCCCUCUCCGAAGCCUCUGCCCGCGUCGUCAACACUUUGCUCACCGAGCUCGACGGCCUAUCCAGCCGCCAAGGCAUCUACGUCAUUGCCGCCACCAACCGUCCCGACAUCAUCGACCCGGCCAUGCUGCGUCCCGGCCGUCUCGAGACCUUGCUCUUCGUCGGCCUCCCUGGCCCCGACGAGCGCGUGGAAAUCCUCGCCGCGUUGCUUCAGAAACUCCCUGUCGCGGACGAAUCCCAGCGCGGCGCGAUCGCGGAAGUGGCCCUCGCGUGCCAUGGCUUUUCGGGCGCAGAUUUGGAGUCUCUCUUGCGAAGGGCAGGAUAUAGUGCAGUCAAAGCGAGGAGAAAGAUUGCCCUCGAGGAUUUCCAUGACGCGCUCAAGAAGGUCAGGCCGAGUGUGAGUGAUUUGAGCAAGUAUGAGAAAUUGAGAGGCCGCUUGGAGAGCGGCGAUGCGAUUUAGGUAUGGUAUGGUGGGAAAGAGGUGGAAUCGGCGUGGAAGUAGAAGCGGAAGGGGAGGUGGAAGGGGAAGUGGAAAGAGAGGGUAAAGGAACCGUGGUUAUUGAUUGUUGUGCACGCUUUGCGUGGAUUGUUGUAGUAGCAGUAUAUAUCAUGGAGUUUAGAAUGUUGUAGUAUCAAAAUAUUUCACAUCAAUGGAGUUUGUGGCAAAAGGUGAUGAUCUUCAUUUAGAGCGGUUAUACUAGUCUGAGAGCUUUGAUAUGGUCG
Xylona heveae TC161 is the source of this 2643-nucleotide messenger RNA. Its product is annotated as putative AAA family ATPase/60S ribosome export protein Rix7. Gene Ontology annotation, cellular component: nucleus. The transcript is spliced from 4 exons. The coding region runs from base 53 to 2380 and encodes 775 amino acids. Lineage: Eukaryota; Fungi; Ascomycota; Xylonomycetes; Xylonales; Xylonaceae. Gene Ontology annotation, biological process: ribosome biogenesis. The record is from RefSeq and is a predicted model, not a curated record. Gene Ontology annotation, molecular function: ATP binding; RNA binding; ATP hydrolysis activity.